Messenger RNA from Jaculus jaculus (lesser Egyptian jerboa), 4596 nucleotides. RefSeq names its product non-SMC condensin I complex subunit D2 (gene Ncapd2). Gene Ontology annotation, biological process: mitotic chromosome condensation; mitotic cell cycle; meiotic chromosome condensation. Gene Ontology annotation, molecular function: histone binding. Bases 226 to 4407 code for a protein of 1393 amino acids. The transcript has 32 exons. The record is from RefSeq and is a predicted model, not a curated record. Lineage: Eukaryota; Metazoa; Chordata; Mammalia; Rodentia; Dipodidae. Gene Ontology annotation, cellular component: condensed chromosome, centromeric region; nucleus.
UUCGCAGGGCGUCCUCUCGGGCCGGAGCGAGGCGAGACGCGAGCUGGAGCUCGCCAUGCCCGGAGCCCAGAGGAGGCGAUUCAGGCUCCUCGGUCACCUGCUGCUGGCUGCCGCCUCACGGAGGCCAUGGCCGAGUCGACUUUAGAGCUCAAGCCUCCUUGCUCCAGCCGGGACUCGUCGCUCCGCCCGGGGGGGACUGACGCCCUGUGACCCAGUGGAAGAAGGAUGUCCCCCCAUCUGUAUGAGUUCCAUCUUCCCCUAUCCCCAGAGGAGUUGUUGAAAAGUGGAGGUGUGAAUCAGUAUGUUGUCCAGGAGGUGCUACCCGUCAAGCAUCUGCCGACCCAGCUUAGAGCAUUUCAGGCUGCAUUUCGAGCUCAGGGACCUCUCGCUAUGCUGGAGCACUUUGAUACCAUCUACAGCAUUUUACAUCACUUUCGAAGUAUAGAUCCUGGCCUCAAAGAAGAUACUCUGGAAUUCCUGAUAAAAGUGGUAUCCCGGCACUCCCAGGAGCUUCCAGCCAUCCUGGAUGAUACGUCCUUGAGUGUGUCCAAUAGACACGCCCAUCUAAAUGCCCUCAAAAUGAACUGCUAUGCCCUGGUACGCCUAUUGGAAUCGUUUGAGACUCUCACCAGCCAGACAAGCUUCAUUGACCUGGAUGUGGGUGGGAAGGGUAAGAAGGCUCGUACCCGGGCAGCCCACGGCUUUGACUGGGAGGAGGAGAGGCAGCCUGUUCUUCAGCUCUUGGCCCAGCUUCUCCAACUGGACCUUCGCCGGCUGUGGAGCCACUCAGAAACUGAGGAGGAGUUUGUCAGUUUGGUGACUGGCUGUUGCUACCGCCUUCUGGAAAAUCCCACCAUCGGUCACCAGAGGAGCCGCCCCACCCGGGAAGCCAUCACGCACCUGCUUGGGGUGGCCUUGAUGCGUUACAACCACAUGCUCAGUGCCACGGUGAAGAUCAUCCAGAUGCUGCAGCACUUUGAACACCUGGCAUCUGUAUUGGUGACAGCCGUGAGUGUGUGGGCAACUAACUAUGGAAUGAAGAACAUAGUGGGAGAGAUUGUAAGAGAGAUUGGGCAGAAGUGCUCCCAGGAGCUGAGUCGGGACUCAUCAGGAGCUAAGGGCUUGGCAGCGUUCCUCGCAGAACUAGCAGAGCGGGUCCCAGCGGUCCUGAUGUCCAGCAUGUGCAUGCUGCUAGACCACCUGGAUGGAGAGAACUACAUGAUGCGCAACGCUGUGCUGGCGGCCAUGGCGGAGAUGGUGCUGCAGGUCCUGAAUGGUGACCAGCUGGAAGAAACGGCCCGAGAGACUAGAGACCAGUUCCUAGACACCCUUCAAGCGCACGGCCACGACGUCAACUCCUUUGUUCGAAGCCGGGUUUUGCAGCUCUUUAGCCGAAUUGUCCAGCAGAAGGCCCUUCCACUGACACGUUUCCAGGCAGUGGUGUCCUUAGCAGUGGGACGUCUGGCAGACAAGUCAGUGCUAGUAUGUAAAAAUGCCAUUCAGCUGCUGGCCAGCUUUCUAGCCAAUAAUCCCUUCUCCUGCAAGCUGAGUGACGCUGACCUUGCUGGACCGCUGCAGAAGGAGACCCUGAAAUUACGAGAAAUGAGAGCCCAGAGACGAUCCACAGCUGCUUCUGCGGCGAUAGACCCGGAGGAGGAGUGGGAAGCCAUGCUGCCAGAACUGAAGGCCACCCUGCAGCGACUUCUGCAGCGCCCCCAGGAAGAAGAGGAGAGGCCCCAGCAAAUCAGGGGUGCGGAGUCGGCCGAAGAGGUGAAAGGGCGCAUCCGCCAGCUCCUCGCCAGAGCGAGUUACAAGCAGGCCAUCAUUCUCACGAAAGAAGCCACAAGCCACUUCCCGGAAUCUGAACCCUUCAGUAACAGAGACCCAGAGGAGUCAGAGGAGACCAGGUUCCUGAAUCUCUUGGGAAUCAUUUUCAAAGCUUCCACGCAGGAGUCCCACGGGAACGGGGUCCCAGAAGAGCCUGUCUCUAAGGCCACCCCCUGUGAGCGUGAGCCCGAGGGGUCCGGAGGGACGGAUGAGCUGGCAAAGCAGGAGAUGCUGGUGCAGUACCUGCAGGACGCCCACAGCUUCUCGCGGAAGAUUACAGAAGCCAUUGGCAUCAUCAGCAGGAUGAUGUAUGAACACACGACGACAGUGGUGCAGGAGGUGAUUGAAUUCUUUGUGAUGGUAUUCCAAUUUGGGGUACCCCAGGCUGUGUUUGGGGUGCGCCGCAUGCUGCCUCUCAUCUGGUCUAAGGAGCCUGGUGUCCGAGAAGCUGUACUUAAUGCCUACCGCCAAAUUUACCUCAGCCCCAAAGGGGAUUCUGCCAGAGCCAAGGCCCAGGCUUUGAUUCACAAUCUCUCUGUGUUGCUAGUGGACGCUUCAGUUGUGACCGUCCAGUGUCUUGAGGAAAUCCUCUGUGAGUUUGUGCAGAAGGAUGAACUGAAGCCAGCGGUGACCCAGCUGCUGUGGGAGCGCAUCACAGAGAAGGUCCCCUGCUCUCCUCUGGAGCGCUGUUCCUCUGUCAUGCUCCUCGGCAUGAUGGCACGAGGAAAACCGGAAAUUGUAGGGAGCAACUUAGACAUCCUGGUAAGCGUAGGGCUGGCAGAGAAGUUUCCACAGGACUACAGGCUGGCCCAGCACGUGUGCCAUGCCAUUGGCAACAUCUCAGACAGGAGGAAGCCUUCCCUAGGCAAACGUCACCCUCCCUUCCGCCUUCCUCAGGAACACAGGUUGUUCGAGCGACUUCAGGAGAUGGUCACAAAAGGCUUUGCUCACCCCGACCCUCUGUGGAUCCCAUUCAAGGAGGGGGCAGUGACCCUGACCUACCAACUGGCCGAGAGCCCCGACGUGAUCUGUGCCCAGAUGUUGCAGGGCUGUGCAAAGCAGGCCCUGGAGAGGCUGGAGGAGCAAAGCGCUGCCCAGGAGGGCUCCGAGGAAGCUGUCCCCACACUCCCCACCUUCCUGCUCAUGAACCUGCUGUCACUGGCCGGGGAUGUGGCCCUGCAGCAGCUGGUGCAUCUGGAACAGGCAGUGAGUGGAGAGCUGAGCCGGCGGCGGGUUCUUCGCGAAGAACAGGAGCAGAGGGCCAAGGCCCCCAAGGAGAAGAAUACAAGCUCUGAGACAACCAUGGAGGAAGAGCUGGGGCUGACCGGAGCCACUGCCGAUGACACUGAGGCAGAACUCAUCCGCAGCAUCUGUGAGGUGGAACUGCUGGAUGGCAAGCAGGUCCUGGCCGCCUUCGUUCCACUUGUGCUCAAAGUCUGCAGCAGCCCCGGCCUCUAUAGCAGCCCCGACCUGUGUGCAGCCGCCUCGCUGGCCCUGGGCAAGCUCUGCAUGGUCAGUGCCACUUUCUGCGACUCCCAGCUUCGCCUUUUAUUCACCAUGCUUGAAAAGUCCUCACUUCCCACUGUCCGCUCGAACCUCAUGGUUGCCACUGGGGACCUGGCCAUCCGCUUCCCCAACUUGGUGGACCCCUGGACACCUCAUCUGUAUGCUCGCCUCCGAGACCCCGCUCAGCAGGUGCGGAAGACAGCAGGGCUGGUGAUGACCCACCUGAUCCUGAAAGACAUGGUGAAGGUGAAGGGCCAGGUGAGCGAGAUGGCUGUGCUGCUCAUCGACCCCGAGCCUCCCAUUGCGGCCCUAGCCAAGAACUUCUUCAAUGAGCUCUCCCACAAGGGCAAUGCAGUCUACAAUCUCCUUCCCGAUAUCAUCAGCCGCCUGUCAGACCCUGAGGGCGGAGUGGAGGAGGAGCCCUUCCGCACCAUCAUGAAGCAGCUCCUGUCCUAUGUCACCAAGGACAAGCAGACGGAGAGCUUAGUGGAGAAGCUGUGUCAGCGCUUCCGCACAGCCCGAACCGAGCGGCAGCACCGGGACCUGGCUUACUGCGUGUCCCAGCUGCCCCUCACGGAGCGGGGCGUCCGUAAGAUGCUCGACAACUUCGACUGCUUUGGAAACAUGCUGUCAGACGAGUCCAUCUUCAGCGCUUUUCUGUCAGUUGUGGGCAAGCUGCGGCGCGGGGCCAAGCCCGAGGGCAAGCCCAUCAUAGAUGAAUUUGAGCAGAAGCUUCGGGCCUGUCACACGCGGGGCUUGGACGCACUAGAGGAGCUUGAGAAUGACGAUGAACGGAGCCAGAGGGCUCCAUCAGCCAGGAAACCUUCCGCCGCCUCCCGGCAGCAGCCUCUGACUUCUGCCCCCUCUGACGACGACUUCGCCACACCUGGACCUCGGCGCACCUGCCGCCGGCUCCCAAGCACUCAGCAGCGCAGACCCAAGAGUAAACCCAAGGUGGUCUUCUCCAGCGACGAGUCCAGUGAGGAGGAGCUUUCAGCUGAGAUGACAGAAGAUGAGACCCCCAAGAAAACCACCCCCAUCCGCAGAGCCUCCGUCCGCAGGCGGCAGCCCUAGGAGCUGUGGUCCUGCCCCCGUCCCUGCUGGGCAGGGCAUCUUCAAGGACGCAGCCUCCGGCUCCUCCCUUGUGCAGUGCACUUGCCGCCUCCGCUCGGUUUUAAACUGCAAACCGCACACAGCUGCUUUCACUCUGCCGCAGAUGUUUGCCUUGUUUUCUAAUGAAUAAAUGUUUUUAAAUCCUUUUAA